GGGUCCAUACGUACGGCCCGUCCGCUUAAACCGUCAGUAAGGGGCACGGACAGUUUCCGGGACGAUUUGGGGGGGGGGGUUGGAACGGUGCCGGUGGAGGAGGAGGUCGUGGCAGCGGGGGUGUGGCGGGGCACGGCCACAGACACUGCUGAGGGCCGCUAUUGUUUUUUUCGGACUCUGUGUUUUGUCUCCAAUGAGGCCUAGGAAAGGGAGGGGAGACCAACAAUUUGUCCCUGUAAGUAAGGACAAACAGAGGGCGGUGGAGCUGAAGUUCUGCGGGUUUAAAUGGAUCACGAAAUGAGAAUUUCCUCAUGGAGUGCAAAUUGUGUGGACAUGGGUUUCAGGGCAGUCAAACGAAGGCGGCUUCGCACUUCACGAUAAAUAACAAUUGCCCCAAAGUGUCUGUGGAGCAGCUGUCGGAGAUUUGGAACAAGACGAACUAUAAGUUCGAUCAGAGCCAUUGCCGGAAGAUCCUCGGCUUCCUGAAGUCUCGGGGGUAUCGAGACAACAGAUGUACUUCGGGGAGGGAGCAGGCGGGGGAGGAGGACGAGGACAACGAGGACGAGAGGAGGGCGGCCGAGGGUCGAGAGGAUGAUGGUGACAUCGACAUGCCGACCAUGGACGUGCGGAGAGAGGUGGAGCGUGCGAAGGGUAAGAUGAGGAGGGAGAAGGCCGUCGACGAGGACAGCACUCCGGGCGAGGAGGAGGAGGAGGAGGACGACGACGAUCAGGAAGCGGACAUUGGAGCCUCUCUUGAUGAGGGGGCUGAUGGCUGGUGGCCGUCGAGGCCAAGAGGGGGCAGCCAGAGCGAUGAUGGAGGCAAGGGGAUCGAAGAAGCGAAAGAGGAAGGCAAAAGAGACUGCCACGACGACUCCAGCAGCACCUCCUUUGCCGAAGAAGAGCAAAGUCCUUCAACAGACUUGCAUGGUCGAGGCCUUCAAUCCUGUCUGGCAAUGAGAUUUUUCCAACUACUUUCUGCAAUGGUACUACGUCAACAUCCUGCGUUGCCCACACACGGUGUCAUUUCGGGCGACGACAUCCUUGAGCAGCAGCUAGUUGUGGCGGACUUGGUGGCGGUCGUCCGCAAGGACAUUGCGGCGACAGGAGCGACUAUCCUUAUGGAUGGUCGCAAGUCCAUCACGAGUGACCAGAUAGUGAACUUCCUUGCUGCUGGACCCACGGGAGCCUACCUCUUCAGGACUGUGCGGCGGGACGAUGUUGUUCAGGAAACAGCGGAGGCCGUGGUGGAGCGAUGGCAGGACGUGUUCGACAAGUUCGACGUCAAAAAUGUCAACACCAUUUGCACUGACUCCGCGUCGGCGUAUGUGGCUGCUUCCAAGCUGCUCACGAAGGAGGAGGUCAAGUAUAGCUGCAUCACUUGGCUUCCUUGUGCAGUCCAUGUCUGCAACUUGUUGUUGUCAGACAUCGCGAAGGACGGCAGCAACGGGAAGAUUGGAAAGAGGGAGGACACCAUCAUCACGGCUCGAGUGGUUGUGCCUUUCAUUAGAGAGCACGGGGCGGCUCUCAGCCUUUAUCGCCGCGAGCACGACAAGACACUGGCUGAGAAGUCACUGCGAUACCUUCGCCAGCAGACUGGGGAUGACGAGGACUUGUACCAGACGUUGUGCAUGCAACUGGCAGAUACUCGGGAGGGCGAUUGGACGUACACAGCGGUUGAGGGUGACAAGGACGUGGCCUCCUGCAGAGGGGAGAAGGAGACGUCGCAGGUCGGGCAGUGGUGGGUGCAGCACGGGGACGGGGUCCCUCUCGUUCAGAGUUACGCCAUUCGCCUGACGCAUACAUGGAAGUGUGCCUCUCCAGCGGAGAGGAACUGGGCCGUCCAUAAGCGUGUUCAUGUGAAGAAGCGUAACAAGCUUGGUUUCAUCAAGCUUACUCGUCUGGUGGAGAUAUCCACCAACUUGAGAUUGAGUCGUUGCCAGGGGAGGCGUUCAGGGUAUGUUCUGCCAAGGGAGGAUGCUGAGGAGGAGACAAAGGACGCUAUUCCUCCGCCUUGUGAUGAGGGUGUUCGGCCAGCCGACCGAGUCACCAAGGCGCAGCGUGAGAGGCAGGUGCAACGCGGGCAGAGGGAUCGCCUUUCGAAGGCACCGCCCAGCGUGGAGACGUAUUUCGGUCGUCGCGCCACGGUGCUCAUGCCGACAGAGUUGGACUCGGUCUACGAUCCCGAGCCUGAUCCUAUGGCUCAGGACCCGAUUGAGGCGGAGCUGUGGUCCGAUCCAGACGACUUGGCGGUGGAGUUAGAGGCAGGAGAUUCUGAUGAGGGUCGCGACGACGCUCCUCUCGCCGAGAUGAUGCGCCCUCGGACACGUGGUUUCACUGCAGGCCCUGCGCCGCCUUCCCCUCCACCUCGAACUUUGAGUGCUCCUGACGUUCCACUUCGAGGCCUUGAGGACUGGGUUGGGGGCACGGUUCCGCAGCCUUCGACAGAUUGUCGUGGACAUGACGAGCAGGGCGGUCGGGGAGAUGUUGAGGAGAGAGACGACGACAACGACCGCGAGGAGAGGGGGUACGAGGGCAACAUUGAGGACGAUGAUGAUCCCGCCUAUUCCCCGACACACCGGCGUGGUCCGAGAGACAUCUUGGUGACCGAUGCAGUGAUGCAGGCAGGGGAGGCAGCGGGUCGGGUGUUGGGGGUGCGGGGCACACAGCUGGUGCAGGCCGUGCUGCCGGAGGACGGGCGAGGCGAGAGUCUGCAUCGUCCACUGGCACUGUACACUGGGAUGAUGAGCGUGUCACGACAGGUUGUUGCCGUGUCGGCAGAGGUCGCUGCCUCCCCUGCAGAGUUUGCUGCAGCGUCUGCAGAGGUUGCUGCCGGGUCUGCGGAGGUUGCUGCCGAGGAUGCGGAGGCUGUUGCAGCGUCGACAGAGGUUGUAGCCGGGUCUGCAGAGGUCGGUGGCGCGACUGCAGAGGUUGGGAGGGCAUCUGCAUAUUCUGCACAGUUCGGUCCCAGUUUCAACGAUGACAUGUUUGGUGCUUCGUUGGGGCUUCCUUCGACGCCGACAGGUGAGCGUGGUACUGGUGGUGUGGACGCACAGGCCAGCCCAUCAGUCAGAUCCUUAGAGGUAGCGGAGGACACAGAGGGUUCGUCGGGGCAGCGUGAGCAUGUAGUAGGGGAUGACGGGGAGUGCCGACCUGUGCAGGAGCAAGUGCCAGAGUCGGAGCAGGACAUAACCAAUCGCGAGGAGAGGGAGAGGGCGCUGGAGUUGGCCAGGCGUUGCGAGAUGACACGAAGUAUUGCGGCAAAGGCACGUGCAGAGCGGAUGCUCGAGACGGGUGAUGGUGCGGGUCAUUGUGCGAUACAGGAUGCAGAGGUUGAGUGUGGCCGUGCGGUCGGUGGGGAUGCAGGCGAGAGACAUGCAUCACCAGUUCAUGGUGUUUGUGUAUUGCCAUUCGCUGGAGCUAUGUCGGCGGGGGAGUUAGAGCGGCAGACACGGAAGGACCCAUUGCGGGCAGAUCGACGCGCACGGAUGGAUGAGGCGUCAAGGAGGGUCAUGGCAGAGGGCCCAACUUUUGUGUUGUGCAGCCCGUCAGUGCCAUCGUCUGCCACAUAUGUCAUUCCUCCCACACAUACCGAGGGUCCAGGCACGGUACUAAGUCCCGCAUCGGCACCGAGUCCCACAUCGGCAUCGAGUUCCGCAUCGGCACCGAGUCCCGCAUCGGCACCCGCGGGGGAAUCUCCUUUUCCCAAAUCAUGGAAGAAGAAGAUGAGAAUCAUGAGAGCAAGAAAGAGUCUUAGUACUCUGAGGAGGGUGACCCACCAGAUACGGGCGAGUCAGCCUGCGUUGGUCGGUUUACAUCUGCGGACUCUGGAGGCAUUGGGCGGGGACAUUGUUGCGGAUACAGCAGGUUGGCGGGAGAGGGCCUCUACCCAGGUGACGACGCGCCCGAUGAGCACACCUGCCGAGGCGGCGGUGCCACAUGCUAGAGGGCGGACUUCCACUACCGUUACGGAGGAGCACGACGAGCACAGUUGUUCCCCGGGAGGAGCAUGGCCGAAUGUGUACUGGGGGUGGAUGUGAGGGCAUUGACGAUGCGGCGAUCGUCACAGACACCCAUCGGCUGGGAGUCGGGUACCGACGGUUUGGAGAUGUCAGCUGGCCAGCGGAAGAGGGUUUCCGUAUAUGACUUUCUUCGAGCACGGUCAAGGAUAAGGCGGCACCACAGGGAUGCCACUAGUGUGGCGCCACAGAGGAGGAGGAAGGACAUUGUGGACGACGAUGAUGCUUAGUCCCACCAUUGGUCCUCUUCCGCCCUCUAUUUCCUAGUAGUGUAUAACACCUUUAAUACUUCAGAUGAGAUCAUGUGUUUAUAGGUGCAAUAUGUGCAUCUCGACAUGACUGUAUGUGUAUUCGUAUCGAUGUUUCAUGAGAUUGCACAUUGUCUUCAUGCAUAGGUGCAGUAGGUGCAGUUUUUGUUUUUUUUUUCAUUUUAUUUUUCCUUCGAUGUUUCAAAUGAUUGCACACUUUGUUCAUACAUAGGUGCAAUAGGUGUAGUUUCUAUUUUUUUUUUGUAUCGAUGUUUCAGACGAUGACACACUUUCUUCAUGCAUUGUUUGACUGAGUUCACUCUCCAAUGUCUCCAUGUUUCUUCUAUUGUGGUGUGCUUAUGGUGCAACUAUUUUGCCUUGUUUUUCGUUGCUCCUUUAUUUUGUGGUUUCAAAAUUUCUGCAAUGAAUGUUACUCAAUGCG
Messenger RNA from Chara braunii, 4706 nucleotides. NCBI's taxonomy places the organism in Eukaryota, Viridiplantae, Streptophyta, Charophyceae, Charales, Characeae. The record is from the annotation of a GenBank genome assembly.